AUGAAAAGAAAACGUGAGAAAGUUAGAAGUGAUGAGAAGGUAAAAAAGAAAAUAAGAAAACUUAUGAAGAAAGUUAAAAAACUUUCUAAACAGCAGGGCCUUACAUCUGAAUCUGAUUCAGAAGGAUCUUUCCCAGAGGAGAUGGAGCAGGAUAUUUUGAUAGAGAGAGGAAAACCGGAGGAAUCUGAAUCUCCUCAAUCACUAUCACAUAUUCCGGAAAAUACUAAAGAUCUAAAUAACCAAGUACAACCUACUAGUGAAUUAGAAAAUCAGCCAGAUAUAGCUCUAGAGGCACAGGAUUUAGAUGCUGAGACACUAGCAGUUCUGGGUGAAAUUAGCACUGAACAAGAAAAAGGUCCACCUCUCCACCCUGAAAUUGCAAACAGAUGGACUCCCAUUCUAACCAGGGGCCUAAAAAAGGAAGAUAAAAAGGAACUUAUACAGAAAUAUUUGCCAUUUGAAAAUCUACCAAAAAUUAUAGCACCAGUCUUAAAUCCUGAAUGUGUGUCAGCAAUUUCAGCAAAUAUGCUUAAGAGAGAUACAAUUAUUAAAGAAAAACAAAAACAAAUUGCAGCAGCAUUAACUGCUAUUGGCUCUGGUUUAGAGUCCAUAUUAAAAAAUGGAGAUAAGAUGGAUAUAAUCCGCAAUAUAAAUGAUGCCUCCAAACUAUUAAGUGAUUAUUUUCACUCUGAGACUAACAAUAGGAAAAAUUUAAUUACUAAUGCAGUAAAUCAAAGCCUUAAAGAUACUCUAAAAGGAGAUUCAGAUAUGUUCCUAUUUGGAACAAAUUUGGCAGACCGAAUAAAGAGUGCCAAGAUCAUACAAAGGUCUGGAAAAGAUCUUAAAGAAAAGCAGGAGCAUCUUAAAAAUCAAACAAAGACUUUAAACUGGCGGGGCCCUCCUCAGUUGAGCACCAGGCUGGGGGGGAAGAGAGUAACCAAGCCCAAAAUAAAACACCAACAGCAGAAACCAAUGCCUCCUCGACGCCAUUAG
This is a messenger RNA of Parnassius mnemosyne (clouded apollo), 993 nucleotides long. NCBI's taxonomy places the organism in Eukaryota, Metazoa, Arthropoda, Insecta, Lepidoptera, Papilionidae. The record is from the annotation of a GenBank genome assembly.